Messenger RNA from Xenopus laevis (African clawed frog), 7390 nucleotides. RefSeq names its product Ral GTPase activating protein, alpha subunit 2 (catalytic) L homeolog (gene ralgapa2.L). Gene Ontology annotation, cellular component: cytoplasm; nucleus. Gene Ontology annotation, molecular function: GTPase activator activity. NCBI's taxonomy places the organism in Eukaryota, Metazoa, Chordata, Amphibia, Anura, Pipidae. Bases 466 to 6129 code for a protein of 1887 amino acids. Gene Ontology annotation, biological process: regulation of small GTPase mediated signal transduction. The record is from RefSeq and is a predicted model, not a curated record. The transcript has 39 exons.
UCACAAUCUCGCGAGAAGAGACAUGUGACGUCUAGAUUCGCUGUCCGGCAGGAGUCAAGGAGCUACACUUUUAAACAGUGAUCGGGGUCUGCUGGUUGUGGCAAGGAAAUCGGGGCUCUCCCGGGAAAAGCAGGACGUCGGGCGGUAUGAGAGGCAUUUUUAUAUAUCAACAUAAGCGCUGAAGACUACUUGCCUGACCUGUUCCUGGAUAUAUGGAAUACAUUGGAUACUGGGGGGAUUUUCAGCUGGGUAGCAGACCUGGUAGUUACUACCCCCUAGGCAUUAAUGUAGCGCGUUGUGUGUAGUCGUUUUCAUGUAAGUGACUGGAUAUAUUUACUACAAUACCAUUGAGCCCCACAGCUUGGAAGAAAACGUCCCUUUCUCCUGUAUUUUCCUUUUCCUCCUCCCUGUCCUAUUUAUCCGGAGAGCCUAGUCCAUUGCUUCUCACUCCCCACCCCAAGCGGGAUGUUUUCCCGGAGAGGUCAUGGAGACCUCAAGAAAUCUACACAGAAAGUUCUGGACCCAAAGAAGGACGUACCCACCCGACUGAAGCACCUGCGGGCUGUGCUAGAUAAUCAGGAGUCGGGUGAACUGAAGCAGUUUUUUGAAGCUUCUUAUUCUCACAUUUAUUUUAUCUUCUAUGAAAAUUUCAUUACACUGGAAAGUAGCUUAAAGCUAAAAGGGAAUAAAUCACAGAGGGAGGAGCUGGACUCCAUUCUCUUUCUUUUUGAAAAAAUUCUACAACUACUACCUGAACGGAUAUUUUAUCGCUGGCAGUAUCACAGUAUAGGAUCAGUUUUAAAAAAGCUUUUACACACUGGAAACUCUAUAAAGAUACGAUGUGAAGGAAUGCGACUCUUUCUCCUUUGGCUUCAAGCACUGCAGACCAACUUUGGAGAGGAACAGGCACUAAUAUUUGCAUGCCUUGUGCCCGGCUUUCCUGCUGUAAUGUCAUCAUGGGGUCCCUGCACGCUGGACAAACUUAUAAACCCUACUUACAGUUUACCAGAUGGUAAAAUUCUACCAGAGGAAAUAACACCACUAUUGCCCGCUGUGUCUGGUGAAAAAAAUCCUGAAGACCAGAGCUGUUUUUUCUUGGAAUUGCUGUUAAAAUAUAUGGUAAUCCAGGCUGCAAGCUUACAAUGGAGAAACAAAGAAAACCAGGACACCGGCUUCAAGUUUCUGUUUAACAUGUUUAGAAAGUAUUAUCUGCACCACUUAUUUCCAUCCUUUACUAAACUAACCAACCUUUACAAACCUGUACUUGAUAUUCCUGAUGUCAGACCAAAGCCAGUUUAUGUCACUUUAACCCGGAACAAUGAAAACCUUUAUAGCACAAAAAUCCCGCACAUGGCAGCUAGAGUUCUGUUUAUAAAGUGGUUGGUCACAUUCUUUCUGGAAAAGAAAUACGUAGUAUCUUCUCAAAGCACUAAAAAUGGGGGAGGAGAUGUUUUACCCAAGCUUAUCCAGUCUGUGUCCGUGGCCAACGUCAACCAAGAAAAAAAUCCCGAACUGGAGAGCAACAUUGGCCCGGCUGAGCACGAAAAGAACCACUCAAACAGCAGUACCCUGUCAGAUAGAAGAGCCAGCAACGCCAGCCUUUGUAGUAUUGAGGAGGAUCAGAAAAGCGUAUAUGAGAUGGUGCAGAGAAUCCUGCUCUCUACACGGGGCUAUAUUAAUUUUAUCAACGAGGUGUUUAGGCAGGCAUUUCUAUUGCCAGCCUGUGAUGUAUCUGCUACCAAGAAGGUUGUAAAAGUAUAUAGAAAAUGGAUCCUGCAAGACAAGCCCAUAUUUAUGGAGGAGUCUACAAAGACAUCUAGUGACCAUGAGAAUUUUCCUGUACUGGAGUCCACUGUUACAGAGACAGAUAGUAAACAGGUCUCUGAACAAAGUGGGCACAAACGUUCUUCUAGCUGGGGAAGGACAUACUCUUUCACCAGUGCUGUGAGCAGAGGCUGCGUGUGUGAAGAUGAGAACAUGGAUGUACAAGCUGGGGAUCAAGCUGCAUUGCAGGUGUUCCUAACCAACUCAGCAAAUGUCUUUCUGUUGGAACCUUGUCCAGAGGUCCCUAUGCUCUUGGAGGAACAAGUUGAAGCCUGCAAAUCUGUUCUAAGUAUUUACAGGCGCAUGAUCAUGGACCUUGCUAUGGACAAGAAAACAUGGGAGCAAAUGCUGCAGAUAUUGCUGAGGAUAACAGAAGCCGUUGUUCAGAAACCAAAGGACAAUGUGAAGAAAGACCUCUACUCUCAGGACUUGGCCGGUGUUCUAUUUCGGACUCUCAUUGUAGCUUGGAUUCGAGCCAAUCUGUGUGUUUAUAUAUCUCGAGAUUUGUGGGAUGAACUACUGAGUGUCCUGUCCUCACUUACCGACUGGGAAGAACUUAUUAAUGAGUGGUCGCAGAUUAUGGAUUCUCUCACCGCAGUGCUGGCCAGGACGGUGUAUGGUUUAGAUAUGAACAGCUUACCUCUAGACAAGCUCAGUGAGCAAAAGGAGAAGAAACAAAGAGGCAAAGGUGGCUUCCCAGAUCCUCAGAAAGGAGCUGCUGUUGGCAGGUCAUUUUCGCUUAGUUGGAGGAGCAAUCCAGAGUCUCACGAACCUAUGAGAUUUCGGAGUGCCACCACCUCAGGAGCACCUGGGGUGGAGAAAGCAAGGAACAUUGUGCGGCAAAAAGCAACAGCUAAGCGAAGCCAAUCUAUCAGCAACUGUGUGCAUCUCUAUGAGGCAUUGCCAGCAGCUAAAAGUGUCCCUCAUCUUCUGCACACUGUGAGCUCUCUCUUACCUGGUAUUUCUUCUACUUCUUGUUCUCAAAGGCUUUCAGAAGUUGAUGAAAUACAGCCACAGGAAGGUGCUGCAGGAUCUGAAUCUUGUUCUGGAAAUUGUGAACAAGAAUCACAGGAAUUAGCACGCAGUUGCAGUACAUCUGACUUAGCAGAACCAUGUCCUGAUCUUACUCAAGGUCAGAAAAUUGACUACUCUAUAAGUGAAAGUUCUACUGACUCCACAUUUGUCCAAGAAUCUGCUGGAAGAGGAAAGAGCGAUAAUGAUGCCCCAACGAUAUUCGUAGAGAGGAGCAGUAGCCCUGUUGAACUGGAGUGGACUACUGAUUCUCAGUCUUCAAAUGGAAGAGCUGCUUAUCAUGAGAAAGGGGAGAGUGUAAGCAGCGAUAUUGCUAAUGGGUACAUUAAGGAUGCUGAGAUUUAUCUGAUGCCCUGGCAGAGUAGUGAGGAAGAUCAUGAAGUGAAUACACCAACUGACGUGGCUAUUGAUCAUGAUGCGAGACAGUGGCUUCAGCUCAGUCCAGCUGAUCCAAUUCCGCUCACAGAUAGCAUUGAGUGUCUUGCUGGGGACUGUAGCAUAAUUGCUGGUGGAAAUUUAACUGGAUGGCAUCCAGAUUCUGCAGCUGUCUUGUGGAGAAGAAUUUUGGGGAUUCUCGGCGAUGUGAAUAACAUCCAGUCUGCAAAAAUCCAUGCCAGAGUUUUUGGCCAUCUCUAUGACCUGUGGUAUAAAUUGGCAAAGAUUAGAGACAACCUGUCAAUCAGUUUGGACAAUCAGUCUUCUCCUGCACCACCUGUAUUGAUUCCACCUCUGAGGAUGUUUGCAUCAUGGUUAUUUAAGGCUACAACCUUGCCAAAUGAGUACAAGGAAGGAAAGCUGCAAGCUUACAAACUGAUUUGUAGUAUGAUGACCCGCCGACAAGAUGUGCUCCCAAAUUCAGAUUUUUUAGUUCAUUUUUAUCUCAUCAUGCACACUGGGUUAAAUAGCGAUGAUCAGGACAUAUUGAAUGCAGUCAUAAGGCAUUGUCCAUCUCGCUUUUUCUUCCUUGGCCUUCCUGGAUUCACCAUGCUCAUAGGGGACUUCAUCACGGCUGCUGCCCGGGUACUGAGUGCAGACAUGUUGGAGGCUCCACGAUUGGAAGCUCAGACUAUCCUGGGGUCACUUGUUAGCUUUCCAAAUGUGUAUAAAGAUCUCCCAUUACUUGGGUCUUCGGCUGGGGAAACGGAUACCAGCACAGAACAUAAAGAUAUUAAGAGCUAUUUAAUUGAUAAACUCUUGAAGAACGCCAAAGAUGAGCCUGUGGAAGUAGCUAGGUGUAUUGCAAUCUGCUCUCUUGGCCUGUGGAUUUGUGAGGAACUUGUACAGAACACCAAUCAUCCUCAGAUUAAGGAUGCCAUUAACGUCAUAGGAGUAACAUUAAAGUUUCCAAACAAAACAGUGGCUCAGAUGGCAUGCGAUGUUCUUCAGCUGUUGGUUUCCUACUGGCGUGAACUCCAGAAUACGGAUUUACCUCUGUCCAGAAAAAUUACUGAAAUUCUUGUAGCUACAAUUUCAUUCCUUUUACCCAGUGCUGAAAAUUCCUCUGUGGAGAUGGAUAAAAAGCUUAUUGUCUCACUUCUGCUGUGCAUUCUGGAUUGGUGCAUGGCUCUACCUCUUGACAUCUUGUUAGAGCCAAUAUCUACCUUCACAAUUGAUGAAUCUCAUUCACCCAAAGCAUCUCUCCUUGACUACAUAUACAGGGUCUUGCACUGCUGCGUUUGUGGAUCCAAUACAUAUACUCAGCAAAGUCAGUACAUUUUAAGUUUGGCAGACCUCUCCUCCAUGGACUAUGAUCCAUUUCUGCCUCUGGGGAAUGUGAAAAACUCCGAGCCACCACAGUUCUUUUCCACUGUUGAACUAGGUGAUCUCCUUACUGUUGUAGAAGAGAAGAAAAGAAGAAACUUGGAGCUCAUACCUUUAACUGCACGUAUGGUCAUGACCCACCUUGUCAAUCACUUGGGACAUUUUCCUCUGAGUGGGGGCCCAGCAGUUUUGCACAGCUUAAUCAAUGAGAAUCAAGAUAACCCAUAUGUUGAAGCAUCUGAGCUUUCUAAUGAAGUUUUCAGGAGUCCUAAUUUGCAGCUAUUUGUAUUCAACGAUAGUGCACUUAUAUCUUAUUUGCAGAUCCCUGCAGAAAACACCAUUGAUCGGGACCCAACGGGGGUUCCUGGUGAUGUCCGGAUUAUUGUCAGGGAUAUCUCAGGGAAGUAUUCUUGGGACGCUGGAAUAAUGUAUGGACCACUGGAAUGCAAUCCAAUACUCAAGAAGGAACAAACAGUUCUAAAUGUAUCUCAGGAUCUUGUAGAGCCGAGUGUAUGUAAAACAGGGCUAGCUGAUGGAGAAGGGGAGGACUUGCUUGAUACACUCCUGGAAAAGCUUGGAACUGUAAGUCCAGAGUGCCUACUUGGGCCAGAGUCAAAGCUAAAUGAACCUGCCUCACCUCCCUAUGGCAUGAAUCGAGAGCAAGAGGAGGCAAUCAUACAGGCAAUUAACAGACAAAAUACGCAUGAGGCACAGCAUGUACAAAUGUGCAACGCUGAUCCCGGUGUGAAAGUUGCAUGCCAGGAAGAGCCAAGUACAACGCAACCACAAGCCCCAUUUUAUUUCUGUAGGCUUUUGCUAAAUGAUUUAGGGAUGAACUCCUGGGAAAGAAGGAAGAAUUUUCACCUGCUAAAGAAAAACGCCAAGCUCUUGAGGGAACUAAAGAAUCUGGAUUCAAGACGGUGCCGUGAAACACACAAGAUUGCAGUGUUUUAUAUUGCUGAAGGACAAGAGGAUAAGCGUUCCAUUCUCUCAAACAGUGCUGGAAGCAAGGCCUAUGAAGAUUUUUUAGGAGGACUUGGAUGGGAGGUUGACCUUUCUACUCAUUGUGGAUUUAUGGGUGGUUUACAGCGGAAUGGAAGUACUGGACAAACUGCUCCAUACUAUGCUACCUCUACAGUUGAAGUGAUUUUUCAUGUGUCUACACGAAUUGUGUCAGAUUCUGAUGACUCGCUGAACAAAAAGCUACGUCAUUUGGGGAAUGAUGAAGUACAAAUUGUGUGGUCGGAACAUACUAGGAACUACAGGAAGGGUAUUAUACCCACUGAUUUUGGAGAUGUUUUAAUUAUUAUCUACCCCAUGAAGAAUCAUAUGUUUUUUAUAGAGAUAAUGAAGAAACCGCAGGUGCCAUUUUUUGGUCCACUUUUUGAUGGUGCAAUUGUAACAGAGAAGCUCCUGCCAACACUUGUUUGUGCUACCUGUAUCAAUGCCAGCAGAGCUGUGAAGUCCCGCUUACCUCUCUACCAGAGCUUAGGAGAAAGCAUAUUCUUUUGAUGAUAUCUCACUCAGGUGAUGUGCAGGUAUACUGUAAACGACACCAUAAUAGUCAAUUGAUACUGCACUGGUUUUAUAUAGGGACUGGUCACUUGAAUAAGUUGUUAAAUCAUCACUAUUUUUAAUGUUUAUUGUACUUUGUAUUUCAUUUAUAUAGGUGGUGUAUAUAUAUUCUCCUUUUGCUUUCUUGUCCUUUGCGUCUAAAAUGGUGAUACUGACUGACCUUAUAAUUGUGGAAUAACCUAAACUGCCAUUGUCUCAUGCUCAUAGACUUUUUGUUGUGUCAAAAUCCCUUUAAAAGAAGCUAGAAUCUACCAGGGGCAGUGGCAAGAUGUCAUUGACUGCAUAGGCAGCUGAAUGUGGCCUUAAAUUGAACUCACCAUAGCAGAUAUGCUUGGGUUUUCUCAUAUUGUGUGCAGAAACAUGGCAUACAACUGUGAUAUGAGAUAUGUAGUCACUUGUUCUAAGCCCGGUUCUCCAGAAACCACUGGGAAUAUAGUGGCCAUUUAAUUAGUUGUUGUUACUGUAGCUAAGGAUGUAAAUGUGGUAAGAAAAAAUCAAUUGUUUGGCAUUCUGGCUUCCAUCAAAUGCUACAUGUUCCUGUUUUUGAUCUACUACUACUGUUCUUUAGCAAUUAACAUGUAUAUUUAUGUAUUAUUGAUUUAGCACGGUGAAUGCGCAAAUCAGGUUAGAAGACAAAGACUUUGACCUUAUUACUGAGUAAUGUUCUUUCACUUAAAUCAUUCUUGACUGCUUUCCGUUGCCGAUGUUUGUCUUUAGAAGGCUCUACGAAGGUCUUCGGACUAGUUUACCAGGUGAUUGCUUGUUUCUGGUAGCAUGGAGCAUAGGGUGCCUCUGAAUCUGAGGACAGUAGAUGCUCAGCAGCUGUUUUCAAGUAAAGACAGCUGAAGUCACUUGUUGGAGCGUCUGCAAACUCUGGCUACAGCUGCACUUGUCAGAAGCUUUAAGGGAAGUGUAAUCAGCCGCAGAGAUUAAUUUGCAUCUCAAUUAGAAGAGAGUCAGGAGGAAGCACUGAAGUCUGUUGCUGGAAGGUUAGAGAAGAAAUCUCAUCAGGCACAAAAGGCCCUAACAUUUAAUUCUUCAGCUGAGUGGAAGACAAUGUAUGAGAUUUAGUUUCCAUGGGGACUAGAGACCCGCUGAGCCAUUGAAAAAUCUUAGCAGUUUGCACUGUAAUCAUUUUGAUCACGACAAAUUCUUCUCCCUAAAUUCAACUGGGACAAAUAAAACUUUCUGAAAGUAA